GAGGGGGGUUGAGACCUCCUUCAUAUAGACCAGGGAAAGCAGAGGGGUCAAACAGUGGCUAUUGGGAGAAGAAAAGCCCCAUUAUCAGUGGAAGUAAACCAUGCCUCAGGCUUGGAAAUCAGUGGGAAUAAAAAACAUUAGACCUGUGGUCAGUAGGAGGAAUAGUGUCCCAUCAUUGGUGUCAGUGGGGAGGAAUAGUGUCCCAUCAUUGGUGUCAGUAGGAGGAAUAGUGUCCUAUCAUUGGUGUCAGUGGGAGGAAUAUUGUCCCAUCAUUGGUAUCAGUAGGAGGAAUAGUGUCCCAUCAUUGGUGUCAGUGGGAGGAAUAGUGCCCCAUCAUUGGUGUCGUGGGAGGAAUAGUGCCCCAUCAUUGGUGUCAGUGGGAGGAAUAGUGCCCCAUCAUUGGUGUCAAUAGGAGGAAUAGUGCCCCAUCAUUGGUGUCAGUGGGAGGAAUAGUGCCCCAUCAUUGGUGUCAGUGGGAGGAAUAGUGCCCCAUCAUUGGUGUCAGUGGGAGGAAUAGUGCUCCAUCAUUUGUAUCAGUGGGAGGAAUAGUGCCCCAUCAUUGGUAUCAGUGGGAGGAAUAG
Staurois parvus is the source of this 581-nucleotide messenger RNA. NCBI's taxonomy places the organism in Eukaryota, Metazoa, Chordata, Amphibia, Anura, Ranidae. The record is from the annotation of a GenBank genome assembly.